UUGUGCACAGGCAACAAGGAGGAGAAGGAGGAGGAGGAGAAGGAGAAUGGUGAUUUGGUUGGAGGAAAGGGAGGAGGAGGAGGAGAAAUGGUUGAAGUACUACUCAUCAAUGCAUCAAAUACUUUUAGUAGGGGAAGGAGAUUUCUCAUUUUCACUAUCACUUGCCAUUGCUUUUGGUUCUGGUGUCAACAUAGUGGCUACUUCUCUGGAUAGUGAAGAUCAUGUGGUGGCAAUGUAUGCUAAAGGUGGAUCAAAUUUGAAAACUUUGAAGAUGAUGGGAGCAACACUUCUGCAUGGAAUUGAUGCAACAAAGAUGGGAUUUCACACUGAUUUGAAGAUGAGGAGGUUUGAUCGAAUUGUGUAUAACUUCCCUCAUGCUGGUUUUAAAGGGAAGGAAGAUGAUCCGCGGUUGAUCUGUUUGCAUAUGAAUCUUGUGCAAGGCUUCUUCAAUAAUGCGAAGCGCUUGCUUCGCCAAUAUGGUGAAGUUCAUGUCACCCACAAGACUGAUUUUCCGUACUGUAAGUGGAACAUCAAAGAACUUGCUUCAAGGCAUUCUUUGAUACCCAUAGGAUCUCCCAAAUUCAACAUUGAAGACUAUCCGGGCUACAAUAACAAACGAGGUGAUGGCUCGAGGUGUGACAAGCAAUUUACUUUAGGUGAAUGCUGCACAUUUAUGUUUGUUAUCGGUAAUGUUCACAAGAGGAAGCCUCUUGCAGCGAUAUCAGAUAUGUGUUCUUCUUUCUCUGAAGGAUCCUUACCUGAUAGAAAUGUCCAUCCUCUUGCCCUUUGUUGUCCUCAAAAUGCUUACUUGUCCAGCUUGGAAAGCUUCCCAAGAACACUUCAAAGUUUCUCUGAAAGUAUUGAUCCUUAUCUGAGAUAUAACCUUGGUGGGUAUGUUGCUGAGCCACGAAACCAAUUCAAAGGUGUUCAAGAAACUUAUAGAAAUUGCAGGUCAGAUUGGUUGCAGAGACUGCAGACAGGACUAAUUCAAGAACCAGAAGGUUUGGCACCUUACAUUCCCCAAGCACCACGACCUCGUCCUCUUGGUGCUGGCCGAUUUUAUUUCUCCAGAGAAGUUCAAGAGCCCUUGAAGGAUUUCCAUUUUUUAGCCACUUCCUCUGUAGAUAAUGCCUGUGAGACUAACUCUGGAAGCAGAAGUUUUACCGCCUUUGAAGGAUUUCCAGGCACUCUCUCCGCAGAGAAUGCCUGUGAGACUAACUGGGGAAGCAGAAAUUUUACCGCCUUUAAAGGAUUUCCAGCCACUUUGUCUGCAGAGAAUGCCUAUGAGACUAACUCAGGAAACAGAAGUUUUACCGCCUUUGAUGGAUUUCCAGCCACUUUGUUUGCCCAGAAUGCCUGUGAGACUAACUCAGGAAACAGAAGUUUUACCGCCUUUGAACGAUUUCCAGCCACUUUGUUUGCCCAGAAUGCCUGUGAGACUAACUCAGGAAACAGAAGUUUCACCACCUUUGAACGAUUUCCAGCCACUUUGUUUGCCCAGAAUGCCUGUGAGACUAACUCAGGAAGCAGUUUUUCUGCCUUAUGGGGAGAUUCUGGGAAGAGGCGGGUCUAGGUAUUAGAUGCUCCAACAAAGAUCAGAUCACAAGAGGGAGAUGUAUUUUGAAGCUUUGAAUAGUGCAGCUGUUAUUACCGAGCUAAAUAUGCAAAUGAUGAUUUAAAUCAAUUUUGCUGGAAGAAAUGAGGCACAAUUGGGAGAAAAUCUUCAGGAUCAUAUUGCAAAUCAAUUGUGGUUGUCUAUUCAAAGCAUAAUCAUAUAUGGAGUAGCUCUGUAAUGUAAAUGAGGUAUUAUCCUUUUGUGAGUAACUUUAUCUAUGUUUUGAAAUAGCGCUUGUAAAUAAAUGUUCUGUUUACUUGUUCUAGCCAACGGAGACUUGGUUUUUGGAUAUGGAUGAAGAUCGA
Dioscorea cayenensis subsp. rotundata (Guinea yam) is the source of this 1920-nucleotide messenger RNA. Its product is annotated as heavy metal-associated isoprenylated plant protein 41. Gene Ontology annotation, cellular component: cytoplasm. The transcript is spliced from 4 exons. Gene Ontology annotation, molecular function: rRNA (uridine-N3-)-methyltransferase activity. Lineage: Eukaryota; Viridiplantae; Streptophyta; Magnoliopsida; Dioscoreales; Dioscoreaceae. The record is from RefSeq and is a predicted model, not a curated record. The coding region runs from base 47 to 1573 and encodes 508 amino acids. Gene Ontology annotation, biological process: rRNA base methylation.